Poeciliopsis prolifica (blackstripe livebearer) is the source of this 575-nucleotide messenger RNA. RefSeq names its product nanos homolog 1-like. Gene Ontology annotation, cellular component: perinuclear region of cytoplasm. Gene Ontology annotation, molecular function: zinc ion binding; mRNA binding. Gene Ontology annotation, biological process: negative regulation of translation; oogenesis. The record is from RefSeq and is a predicted model, not a curated record. The transcript has a single exon. Bases 21 to 566 code for a protein of 181 amino acids. NCBI's taxonomy places the organism in Eukaryota, Metazoa, Chordata, Actinopteri, Cyprinodontiformes, Poeciliidae.
GCGUCUAUAAGUACGCCACAAUGCGAUCGGAGUCAAACUCAGACGAUCCCCGUUUUGCAAAAAUGACCACAACGCAAACAAGAGUGGACUUCCAGAGCUUCGACAUGUGGCACGACUACAUGAACCUGAACACGCUCCUGGUGGGCGACCGGCGUCCGCUGGAGCUCGGAGACACACAGGAGCCCAGGAAGGAGCCCGUGCAGCAGAUGCGCAGCAUCCAGACUUCACUGGAGUGGAAGAAAUGGAAAAAAUCCUCAGAGAAUGGGUCAGUCAGCAGCAGCAGCAGGAGCAGGAGGAGCAGCAGCAGCAGCAGCAGCAGCAGCAGCAGCAGCAGGACCUCGGAGGACCUUUGCCGCUUCUGCAGGCAGAACGGGGAGUCUCCGGGGGUGUAUCGGUCCCACGCGCUUCGAUCGGACGACGGGAAGGUGACCUGCCCCAUCUUGUGGAGUUACACCUGCCCCAUCUGCGGGGCCAGCGGGGACCACGCUCACACGCGCAGGUACUGUCCGCAGGGGAAAAAGCGGACGGAGGCAGAGAUGGAGCCGCCGGUUUUCAAGUUCUGGUAACUUGACAGA